This is a messenger RNA of Australozyma saopauloensis, 2334 nucleotides long. RefSeq lists its product as uncharacterized. The record is from RefSeq and is a predicted model, not a curated record. NCBI's taxonomy places the organism in Eukaryota, Fungi, Ascomycota, Pichiomycetes, Serinales, Metschnikowiaceae. The coding region runs from base 1 to 2334 and encodes 777 amino acids. Gene Ontology annotation, biological process: UDP catabolic process. The transcript has a single exon. Gene Ontology annotation, cellular component: Golgi apparatus. Gene Ontology annotation, molecular function: UDP phosphatase activity; GDP phosphatase activity.
AUGCCUCAUUCCUUAUCAACCAGAUCAAUGUUGCACAAUAAGGCUCUGGCACAGCCAAUUGAGCCCACUUUCGCCCAAGAGGGGGUUCCCUAUGACUACUUUGUUGUCGUUGAUGCGGGGCUGCAUGGAUCGAGACUCUGGGUGUACAGCUGGGUGAAUCCAUUUAUAGGAAUGGAGAAACUGAUUGAUUUUCACGCUCGUGCGUUCUCUAAAAUGAAUGUUAUUGAUGAUGAGGAUGGAGAGAAGUCAGAUGAGGCAGAUAGUGACUCGGAGAAAGAGAAAGAGAAAGAAAAGGAGAAAGAGAAGGAGAAGGAGAAAGAGAAGGAGAAAGAGAAGGAGAAAGAGAAGGAGAAAGAGAAGGAGAAAGAGAAAGAGAAGGAGAAAGAGAAACAGGAAGAGAAGGAGGAAGAGAAGGAGAAAGAGAAACAGGAAGAGAAACAGGAAGAGAAACAGGAAGAGAAGGAGAAAGAGAAGGAGAAAGAGGAAGAGAAGGAAACUGAUAGAAAUCAGGAAAAAGAUAAAGAUGUAGACAAGCAAAAAGAUACAGAUAAAGAUAAAAAUCAGGAAAAAGGCUCGAAAGAAAAGGAUCAUACAGACAAAUCAGACCUGAACAGAAUAAGAUCCAAGUCAAAGAAGUCUGCAAUAAAGAAAAUCCCGGCCGUUUUUAAUCUCAAGCAUUGGCACUUGGCUGAACAUGUUGGUUUAUCGACAUUAAUGGACAGCCCCAAAAAAAUCGAUCAACACAUCAAGAAGUUGCUUCGCCGUGCAAGCGAUGUUGUUCCAAAAUCUCAACACUACAGAACGCCAAUCUUUGUUCAUGCUACUGCGGGAAUGAGAGCAAUUCCUGAGAACAAGCAGAAACUCAUUUUGGAACGAGUGUGCAAUGUUCUCACCCAGUCUUCCGAUUUUUUCAUACCUGACUGUGCUUCUCAUAUCAACAUUAUUGAUGGAGAGACUGAGGGAUUGUACGCAUGGACGGCUCUUAAUUAUUUGAAGGAGACUUUAGGAAAGGUUGAUAACUUAGAGACCAGCCCCACAUACGGCAUGCUCGACAUGGGUGGAAUGUCUACCCAAGUAGUUUUUCAACCCACCUCAGGCGAAGCUGAAAAGCAUCCCGAUAGUUUGUAUCGCAUCAGUUUAGCGGGACUACCUUCAUCUAAAGUCAACAGAGAUGAAGUCAACUACUCCUUGACAGAAUCUUCAACUUAUGACAUAUUCACACAAUCUUUCUUGGGUCUAGGAGAAAGUGGUGCACAACAGAAAUUUCUUGAUAACCUAGCCCAUUCUGAAGGUGACGUCUUGCCCAAGGUUAACAAUCCAUGUGCGCCAAAGGGUUACAAUCACAAACGAAAAGUGGGCGAUAUCAUGGUCGAGUAUACUGGUACAAGCGACUUCGACAAAUGUAUUGUGUCGAUCUUUGGCGUCUUUUCUGAGUAUACACAGCCAGCAGAGGAGAACAGCGAAAUCGAUUGCCACAACAUACAGUCAGAAGACCAUAUCAGUUCUUGUCUUGUGAAUAAGAAUCGUCCUGCUUUUGAUUUUGACCACGAUAAAUUCGUUGGUGUCAGUAAGUACAAAAAAAUUAUGGAUCAGCUCGAGGAACUUGGCUAUCUAAACGGCAAGAAGAAGGAUAAGAGCUACGAUUUUGAGAAAUUUCACGCAGCAACGAAAAAAAUCUGUGCUGAAGAUUACCUGCAACUUGUCAAGCAAGACAAGAAACACAGUUUCCAAGUUGAGGAGCUCCGCGACUUUUGUUUCCAGUCGUCAUGGAUCCUAAACAUGUUACAUGUUGGCUUUGGCUUUCCCAACACCGAGCAAAAGGAACCCAAUUUACUACUAGAAGAAAAAAUCAAUGGGCAAAAAUUCUCAUGGACGUUGGGGCGUGCUGUGCUCUAUGCAAAUGACGAGUAUACACAAGCCUAUCGUAAUUUCAGUCUCAAACUAGACAAUGGUGAUACUGUCGAACGUCUGGGAUACACUUCCCCUCAAAAGGCCUAUGUUUACGGAGCAGAGAGCAACAAUAUUAUGAGACCAGAAUUCGUGCAGCCAAACGCCAAAAUAUCCUACAAGUACUACGACUAUGAGGCCAACUACAGUGUCAUCCCGAGGCCAUGGGUCCAAUUCCUGUUGCUCUGUGCCCUCUUUGCCGCAAUGGUGGUUCUCUAUCGUGGUGGGCUAAAACAAAUGGUGGGAUUUUAUGAAGGAGUCACACGAGCUGUCAAGCAGGCCAGAGGAUAUACGUCCCUUCUGGGUCAAAGUGUGGAAUUGGCCAACAUGGCUUCCUAUGAAGAUGAAGGAGAAUUCGUAAUUUCGAGCGAUACCGAAACCGCAUAA